ACGCAGACAGACAGACAGACAGACAGGAGGGCAGGUACUCGGAGCCGGAAGAAGCAGCAGGUCGAUCUGAUCCUCAUAGUACUUUGUCCACUGGGUGUUUCUUAGAUUCCAAAACUCCGCCGUGCGCUUUUUUCCUACCUCUUUUCUAAAAAAAAAAAAAGAAAACAAAAAACAAAACGCGCUUUAUUUCUGAAAGACUCGGUGGGAACAUGACGGAACAAGGGAAGAAGCUGAUUCUGAUCGUGGUGGAUAUUCUUUGUGUCAUUGUUGCGGCUCUGCCCUCAGGCAUCCUCACGCUGAUGUUCAGUCCUUACCAGAGAGGAAUCUACUGCGAUGACAAGACCAUCAGCUACCCCUACAGGAGAGACACCAUCUCCCACGGAGCCAUGGCUGCCGUCACCAUCACCUGCUCCAUAGUCAUUAUCACUACAGGAGAGGCUUAUCUGGUCCACACCAAACGUCUGCACUCCAACUCCCACUUCAACCAGUACCUGUCGGCUCUCUACAAGGUGGUGGGGACCUACAUGUUUGGAGGAGCCGUCAGCCAAUCGCUGACCGACCUGGCAAAGUUCACCAUAGGUCGCCCUCGUCCGAACUUCUUAUCCGUGUGCGCUCCGGUCAGCUGUACCGGAUACAUGCUGCAGAUCAACUGUACCGGAAACCCACGCAAUGUGACUGAAUCCAGGUUAUCCUUCUACUCCGGCCACUCGUCCUUCGGGAUGUACUGCAUGCUCUUUCUGUCGCUCUACAUUCAGGCCAGAAUGCAGGGAAAGUGGACGAGGCUGGUCCGACCCACCAUCCAGUUCUUCCUGAUGGCGUUUGCUGUGUAUGUUGCCUACACGAGAGUCUCUGACUACAAACAUCACUACAGUGACGUCCUGGUUGGACUGCUGCAGGGAGCUCUCAUCGCCGUGCUCACGGUCCGAUACGUGUCUGAUUUCUUCAAGCAGCGUCCUCCACGCUGCACGCGACCCGACGCGGCAGAGAUCGAACACCUUGAAUGCAAACCGAGGCCGCAGCCUUCAGACUCACGGCAGGAAAACCACUACAACUGCUCUGGAACUGUAUGAGCUCCUCACCACAGCUACUCUCACUAACCCGGGCUGACAGUCUCUUAACAGCAGCUCCGUUACCAAAGGACUUGUACAGUACAAAAAAAAAAGAAAAAAGAAAACACAGCGCAGUCCACAACUAUUUUACAACUAUGAAAACUUGGGAUUCCCAAAACCUGUUGGAACAGAAGCCCGACCGCCUGCAUGUCUUUCAGUUUGGGUGUGUGUGUUGCAAAAAUAUGCCUGAUUUAUGGUGGGGUGUUUUUUUUGUUUGUUUUUUUUUUUUGUACGUGUGUGUUGGUAUGUGCAAUGAUUCUAACAAUGUCUUUUUCUUAAUUGUCUCCUGCCAGACGAGUAAAACAGAUUUGUGUGGGAUGAUUCAUGCUGUGAGUUGAGCUGAAAAGUGACUGACUGCUAAAGAAAUCUGUCAAAUUUCAAAAAACCCAAUCUGAGAGACAAAAACUUUCCACUUCGUUACAGUCCGAUAAGACUGUUGCUAUGUUAUCUACACUGGAGCUAGAUUGUAUCUGCCUGUCCCUGACACUUACUUGUCACGUUUUCUCUGCAGAUAUCUGUAUUUUACUGUCUUCAGAAGAAGUGUAACGACAAACUCCUUCCACUGAUAUUUAGUAUACUUACAUGAUAAUGUAUAGUGCUAACAUUUUUAUUUUGUUAAUAACUACUUUAUCUAAUAAAUUGUGUAGCUUUUUAAGAAUUUAUUACCACUGAUUUGCUGUGACAUUACAGUGAAAGCUUCUGCGCUGGCGACAUUUUUCCGCCUGUUUUUAUUUUGUCGAGACAAACUUUACCUUUUAAAGAUUGGAACAGGACAAAUAGAGACAUUACUGGGACAAAGUCAUCCCAUAAACUCAGUAUUUUCAGUUUCCUUGCACCUCCAAUGCUUCUGGAACCAUUUCAAGUCGAACACAAAGUAAAUACACCUUCAUGAACCUCUUCCUUCCUUUAUUAUAACACUGUGUAAUCCAUUGUGAAACUGUACAGAAUGUAAUCAUUUUUUUCCUUCUGUCAGUUGUUUUUUUUGUUAGCAGUUUUUCCAUAAAUAUUAGCCAGCA
Molecule: messenger RNA, 2125 nt
Organism: Amphiprion ocellaris (clown anemonefish)
Lineage: Eukaryota; Metazoa; Chordata; Actinopteri; Pomacentridae
Gene: plpp2a
Product: phospholipid phosphatase 2a
Exons: 6
Coding region: 210-1070 (286 amino acids)
Biological process (GO): phospholipid metabolic process; signal transduction; phospholipid dephosphorylation
Molecular function (GO): phosphatidate phosphatase activity
Source: RefSeq, a predicted model, not a curated record